CCGGUCAAACCAAACCGCAACCCGACCAAUUUUCUGAAUUUCACCAAAACGCCACCGUUUGGGUUGAGGAAUUACCCAACGUCCCAACCCUAACUCUCCAAAACGGCAAACACGCGCAGCACUCCCAUCAGGUCAUCACCCUUCCUCUCAUCGUCAUUGAGCUCCUCCCUCACUUUCGUCCAGCCACCGGCAAGCCACCGCCACCGUCGCAACGUGGUUCCCCUCCAUCAUGCAGCCAUGCUUGAGCUUCGAAACCACCAUAGCCGACCUCGUCUCCUGCCUCCGUCGCGCAGCCAUUGUCCCGCCGGCGCCAACUCUGUUCCACCGCGUCAGUCCUUUGGUCAUGCCCUAUCCCCGUCUCCCCUUCUUGCUGCUGACCUGCUCUGCUCUAGCAUCUAGUUCUAGCCACGCUUCACUUAAGGGACACUCUUCAAGCCGCCAAGGAUUUCCUCACCUUCGCUGCUGAUUGCAGUAAGAUUUUCAUGGAGGAAAGGGCCAUUCUUCAAAAUCCAGCAAACGAGUCGCAAAUGAAAGGAAUCAUCAGACGCCUGUUAUCUUGAUGAUUUUCGAUGUCCUGUUUCUCUUGAAUUGAUGAAGAAUCCUGUCAUUGUUUCAACAGGACAGAGAAAGGUUGCGUCCCAAGGUAUUUGAUCUUUCAAGCAUAUCGAUUUGUCUUCUUAUUCGCCCAGUCUAACUCGAAGGAAAAGUCUCAGCUCUUGAAUCAAAACAGUCAAUGGAAAUUCUAAUUUCUCUUGCCGGAAAAGUGGCAGACUAUACUGUGGGUGCCAUUGGAAGGCAAUUCAGUUAUGUAAUAUUCUACAAAGCCAAUUUUAAGGAGUUGAGUGACCGUGUUACUGAUCUUGAAGGUAAAAGAGAUGAAACCAAGCAUCGUGUUCAGAACGAAAGAAGGGAUUUGAAAAAAAUUGAAGGUCGUGUGCUGAAAUGGUUGGACGACGCGGAUGAAGCCAUUGGGAAGGCAAAUCAGCUUCAAAAUGAUCCUGGUCAUGCAAAGGUUGGGUGUUCCAGGUGGCCAUUUCCUAAUGUGGUGGCACGCCAUCAGUUAAGUAGAAAAGCCACAAAAGUUGCCAAAAAUGUUGCGGAUGUACAUGGGGAAUGGAACUUUCCCGAAGUAGCUUAUGUUCUUGAACCUGAUAUAGCCUCAACCUCUAUUCCAAGUAGUAGUAAAAACUUUGAGUCAAGAAAAUCUAUUCAGGAUAAUGUCAUGCAUGCUCUAAGAGACCGCAAAGUAAGCAUGGUUGGAGUCUACGGGUUUGGUGGUGUGGGUAAGACUACUCUCGUUGAUGAAGUUGCUCGAAUAGCAGAGAAGGAAAACAUGUUUGAUUCAGUGGUCACCAUAUACAAAACCCUAGACAUCAAAACAGUUCAAGAGAAGAUAGCUGCUAAGUUGGGUCUUCGUUCUUUUGAAGCGCAAACUAUUGGUGUUAGAUUAAAUCUCCUACGGGAGAGAAUCAAACGGGAGAAAACUAUCCUUCUCAUAUUGGAUAAUAUUUAUGAAGCCUUUGAGUUGAAAAAAGUAGGCAUUCCCUCUGAGGAAGAACAUAGUGGUUGCAAAAUAUUGAUGACUUCUAGAAAUUUAGAUUUGCUACGGCAGAUGGGGGUCAAGAAAGAGCAUUUUAGACUAGACGUUUUAAAUGAAGAAGAAUCAUGGAGCUUGUUCAAAUCUGAAGCUGAUAAUUUAGACAGAGAACCAGACAAGCAUGGAGUUGCAUUCCGAUUGGCAAAAAGGUGUGGAGGAUUGCCUAUUCUCAUAGUUACUACAGCGAAGUCAUUGAGAGAUCAAAACAUUCAUGUGUGGAAAGAUACAUUGAACCAAUUAGAAAAGUUUGGGGAUGAACAAUUGCAGGAGAUAACUUACUCAGCUUUGGAGUUAAGUUAUAAAAGGCUAAGAGGCUAUGAAAUGAAAGCUCUUUUCUUGCUCUGUGCAACAAUUGGUGAAUAUAUUACAAUUGAUUACCUAUUCAAAUAUGGAAUGGGUCUAGGUAUAUUCAGCAAUACAAAUACAAUGGAAGGUGCCAGAGAUAGACUUCACAACAUGAUAAGUGCAUUAAAGGCAUCCUGUUUGUUAGUAGAAGAUGGCACAAGCACAACAACGGUCAAAAUGCAUGAUGUUGUUCGUGAAGUAGCUAUUUCCAUAGCCCUUAGAGAUCAUCACAUAUUAGCUAAAUACAGAGAUGAUUUGAAAGAAUUUCCACCAAUGGAUAUUCUUAGCGAGUGCUCCCAAAUCAUUUUGUUCCAAGGUGGUUUCCGCGAGCUUCCUGAAAAGUUAGAUAAUCACAAUCUAAAAUUUCUCUAUUUGUGUAAAUUUGAUCUAUCUCUAGAAGUCCCUAAUUCCUUUUUUGAGGGAACAAAAAUCCUUGAAGUUUUAGAUUUAACAGGCUUGAACUUAGCUUCACUGCCCACUUCUUUUCUUUUCUUAACUAAUCUUAAAACUUUGUGUUUGGAUCAAUGUAUUCUGGGAAAUAUUGAUGCAGUAGGAGCUUUAAAAAAUUUAGAAAUACUCAGUCUCUGGAAGUCAUCCAUGAUGAAACUUUCAAGAGAAAUAGGGAAAUUGACUCGUUUAAAAAUGCUUGAUUUGAGUCAUUCUGGAAUUGAAAUCAUCCCACCAGGCAUCAUAUCAAGCUUGAUCAAAUUGGAGGAGUUAUACAUGGGCAAUACCUCCAUUAAGUGGGCGGUUGAGAAUCCAUACGAUCAAAAUGAAAAUGCCAGCCUCGAUGAACUUCGACAAUUGUCAAACCUAACAGCUCUAGAGUUACAAAUACAAGAGGCACGGAUGUUGCCAAGAGACUUGAUAUUUGAUAAAUUAGAAAGGUUCAAAAUUGUUAUUGGAGACAUCUGGGAAUGGGCUGAUAUUGAAGAUCCCACAUUGAAAACAUUGAAGCUCAAGCUUGGCACCAAUAUUCACUUGGAGCAUGGGAUCAAAGGAUUGAUUAGAAGAGCUGAAAAUUUGUAUUUGGAUGAAGUUGGAGGCAUUCGGAAUCUACUCUAUCAAUUGAAUGGAGAUGGGUUUCCUCAACUGAAGCACCUCCAUGUCCAAAAUAAUGCCAUAAUUAAGCACAUCAUUGAUUUUACAGAGAGAACUCGUAUUCCAACACCAUUUCAAAACUUGGAAAAACUGGUGAUUCAGAAUCUCAGUAAGAUGGAGAAAAUUUGUCAUGGGCCACUUGCAAUUAAUUCCUUUGCCAAGCUCCAAGCCAUCAAAGUUGAAAAUUGUAAUAAAGUGAAAUACCUUAUCUCUGUUUCCAUGCUUAAAGGCAUGUCUCAUCUUUCAGAGCUCGAAGUUUCUCAAUGCAAUCUUAUGAAAGAAGUAGUGUUUGACGAUGGUGAUGCAAUUGCGAUGAAUGGCGAAACUGGUGAAACCAUUCAGUUUCCAAGGCUCCAUUCUCUGACUUUACAACAUUUGGAUGAGCUUGAAAGCUUUUCUAAUCAGUCAACGUCAUUUCCUGUACCCCUUUUCAACAAUCAAGUUUCAUUUCCUAAUUUGGACACUCUCAAAUUGAGCUCACUUAAUUUGAACAAAAUUUGGAAAGAUAAUCGACACUCUUUUUAUAAAUUGAGAAAUCUGAUUGUUGAAAAUUGUGAUGGUUUAAAGUAUUUAUUCUCAUCUACUAUGGUGGAGAGUUUUUCAAACCUCAUAGAGCUUGAAAUAAGUGAAUGCCAUCUAAUGGAGGAGAUAAUAGCUACAGAAGACAGGGACAACAAUAUUGUCACACUAAAAGAGGUUGGAUUCUCCAAAUUGCAAACAAUUAUCUUGAAGGACAUGAAGAGUUUGAAGAAAAUAUGGCACAGUGAAUUUUCUAAAGUGAAGACAUUACAAGUAAAAAAUUGUGAGAAAAUUAGAGUAAUUUUUCCUUCUUCGAUGGAGAAAGCAUAUAAUGGUCUAGAAACAUUAAUGGUUGCUGACUGUGAUUUGGUGGAAGAGAUAUUUCAACUGAGUUCCGAUGAAAACAGUGGUCUAGAGCAAACACAACUGAAAAAAAUUACUCUAGAAAGAUUGCCAAAACUAAAACAAACAUGGAACAAGGAUCCUGAAAGAGCUCUUAAUUUUGGUAAUUUAGAGGAAAUAAAUGUGAUGAGCUGUAUAAACUUGGAAUCGGUAAUUCCAUGUUCAAUAGCCACGAGUUGCUCACAUCUUAAAGAACUUAGAAUUAAAUGGUGUGGAAGUUUGAUGGAAAUUGUUGCAUUAAAGGAAGAACCCACGUGCUCAACUAUUUUCUUUGAGUUUAGCCAUCUAAGUACUUUGGUGCUUUGGAACUUAGAUAAACUGAAAGGAUUCUAUGCAGGAAAUCACACAUUGACAUGUCCAUCUUUGAGGAUAUUAGAUAUUUCAGGAUGUGUGAAAUUGAAUUUGUACAGAACUCUUUCUACAAGUUGCCAUCAACAACUUCCAGACGAAGAAUACAUUAUUUCAACACAGCAACAUUUGGUAGCUGAAGAGGUAAUACCGAACUUGGAGCACUUGAGAAUAGACGAAGCGGAUGCUGACAAUUUAUUCCAAUCCCAAAACAUACGUUCUCUCUUCAACAAUAUAUCAUUUCUUAGUCUGUCUAGGUACGAGAAGGAAGUUUCUACUUUUCCCGAUCAGGUUCUGCAGAAUAUAAGCUCGUUGAAGUGGCUACUCAUUGAGUUGAGUUCCUUUAAGAAGAUAUUUCAAGAUAAAAGACUUCCAAAUGAAAAAAAUUGUACAAAGAUCCAAAAGUUAUCACUGAAUCAGCUACCAAAUCUUCAACAUAUAUGUGAAGAAGGAUUGGAAAUUGACCCAGUUCUUCAGCUACUUGAAUAUUUAUUUCUUGAUGAGUGUUCAAGUUUGAUAAACCUAGUUCCUUCCUCUGUUACCUUUUCCUAUUUGACCUUCCUUGAGGUAGUAAAUUGCAAUAGCAUGAUAAACUUACUUUCACCUCCUACAGCAAGAAGUCUAACCAAGCUCACAGAAAUGAAGGUAAAACAAUGUGAUUCACUUGAGGAAAUAAUAUCAAAAGAGGGAGAAGAGAUAACAAAUGACAUUUCAUUUUUCUGUCUGGAAACUUUGGUGUUGGAUUGUUUACCAAGACUCGGUAGGUUUUGCUCUCAAAAGUGCUUCCUAAAGUUUCCAUUAUUGGAGGAUGUAGUAGUUACGGCAUGUGAUCGCAUGAAGUACUUCUCUGAGGGGAACACAAUAAGCACACCAAAGCUUCGAAAAGUGUUAAUAGCAGAGAAUAAUAAAGAAUUUUAUUGGAGGAAAAACUUGAAUGACACCAUCAAAAACAUGUUUGAUGAUAAGGUACGUAGUCUCAAGAAUUUGAAUCUAUCAGAACAUCCCGAGCUAAAAGAGUUAUGGUAUGGCCAACUUCAGAAUAAUAUAUUCAACAAUUUGAAGAAGGUAGUGGUUCACAAGUGUGACUUUUUAUCAGAUGUGCUCUUUUAUCCGAAUUUAAUAGACAUGCUUGUGAAUUUGGAAGAAUUAGAUGUAAGAGACUGUCAUUCUCUGGUAGCUGUAUUUCAUAUUGUGAACUCAACAUUUUCUGAAGAAACUAAGCCAAGGAAAUAUUCUCUUUUGAAAAAGUUAACUCUUGGUAGUCUUCCAAAUUUGAUGCAUAUUUGGAAGGAAGAUCCUAGUACAACUUUGAGCUUUCAAAAUCUAUGUGAUGUCUCUGUUGUGGAUUGUCCAAGCUUAAAAAGUCUCUUUCCACUCUCUGUGGCUACAAAUAUGGUCCAACUUGAAGACCUUGAAGUAUUAAGAUGUGGAAUUGAAGAGAUAGUUGAUAGUAAAAGAGAGCCAAGGGAGAUGAUUAAAUUUGUGUUUCCUCAUUUAAGGAAACUGUGGCUAAGAAAUAUGUCUAAACUGAGGACAUUCUUUUCUUGCAUUUAUUCUAUUCAAUGUGAAUCUUUAAAAGAUUUAAAUGUGUUCGACUGUCCAAAAUUGAGGCUAUUUCAGACUACAUAUCUCAGUUGCCAAGAAAGAACUACGGAUGAGAAGAUCUCUAUCCCUGUGCAUCAACCUCUUUUCACAGUUGAAGAGGUACUUCCAAAUUUGAAUGCUUUGACAGUGAACAAUAAUGAUAUUGAUGUUAUAUUGCAAAGCAUGUAUUCAGAGGACCAAUACAACAAACUUGAACGUCUGAGAGUGACCACAUUUGAAAAUGAAGGCGCCACAUUUCCAUAUUGGUUUUUUGAAAAAGCAGAGAGUUUGGAAUCACUAAUUGUUGAAUGGAGUUCUUUUAUAGAGAUAUUUCAUGAUCAGAGAGUUGCUAGUGAGGACGGACAAGUCACAAUUAGCACACAGCUAAGGAACCUUACUCUAUAUCAGCUACAUGACCUUCAUCAUAUAUGUAAAGAAGGAUUUCACAUUGACCCCAUUCUUCAACAUCUUGAAAAGAUAGAUGUUGAUCAGUGUUCUAGUCUGAUAAACUUGGUGCCUUCUUCUGUUACCUUUACUUACUUGACACAUUUGGAGGUAGCAAACUGUAAUAGAAUGACCAAUUUGAUGACAUGCUCAACAGCCAAAAGUCUUGUCAACCUCACAACAAUGACGGUUGAAUCGUGCAAUUUACUAGAAGAUAUAGUGAAUGCAAAAUAAAAUGAGAAAGACAAAGAAAUUUCAUUCUGCAGCUUGGAGACACUAGAACUUGUGUCUCUACCAAGGUUGCAUAGGUUUUGCUCAUGCCAAUGCUCCCUUCUAUUUCCAUUGUUGGAGAAUGUAUUUGUGAAAGAAUGUCCUCAAAUGGAAAUUUUCUCUACGGGAAACACAAGCACACCAGAUCUUCAGGAAGUUCAAAUAGAAGAAAAUAAUGAACAAAAUUAUUGGGAGGCAGACUUGAAUAGAACAAUAAACAAAAUGUUUAUGGAUAAGAUAUCAUUUUGUAGAUUCACACAUUUGACCUUGUCUGAUUAUCCAGAGUUGAGAGACUUUUGGUAUGGCAAAGAAUAUCAUAAUUUAUUUGGCAAUUUGAAAUCUCUAGUGGUACAAAAAUGUGAAUUUUUGCUAGACGUUCUUUUUACGUCAAACACAUUACAAGUUCUACAUAAAUUAGAAGAACUGGAAGUAUGGAAUUGUGAUUCAUUAGUAACAUUGUUUGAUGUGAAAGAAAUGAAGUCUAAUGGAGCAAUGGUGAAACAAGCUAGCAAAUUGAAAAAAUUAACCUUGUCUAGCUUACCAAAGUUAAAGCACAUAUGGAAUGCAGACCCAUACGAAAUUGUUAGUUUUGAAAACUUGUGCACAGUGGAAGUUGUUGAGUGCAAAAGUUUGAUCUAUUUAUUUCCAUUGUCAGUAUGUCUUGAUCUCCCAUAUAUUGAAAAGUUGAAUAUAUAUUCUUGUGGAGUUGAAGAAAUUGUUGCAAGGAAGGAAGAAACAACUCAAAUCACCUUUAGCUUUCCUCACUUGAGUUAUUUGAGAUUUAGACAUCUGGAAAAUCUCAAGAGUUUCUGUUUUGGAAAAUUUACCUUAGAGUGCCCUUCAUUAAAGACAUUAAAUGUAUCUCAAUGUGAAGCACUGCAAAUGUUUACCUUCAACAAUUCAAUUCUCCAACAGCCUCAUCAGACAAAAGAAAUCCCCCCUAUUCCUCAAGCACUCUUUUCUAUUGAAAAGCUAAGCUGCAACUUAUUGGAAGAAUUAGCACUAAAUGGCAAGGAUGCAAUGAUGAUAAUCAAUGGCCAUAUGGAAGAAGUUAAAUUUCCGAAAGUAAAAUUUCUUCGUAUGGAAUGCGUUCAUGACACACAACUUACUUGUUGGAAUGAUUUGCUUGAAAUAUUUCCUAAUGUAGUGAAUCUUCAAGUAAGAACAAGUUCUGUGCAAACAUUGUUUCCUGUUGAAGAAACAGCUCAUUGCAAUACAACAAUUGCUCAACAAGUGAAGGAAUUGUAUCUUAAUGAUAUGGAACAUCUCAAACAUAUUUGGCAUGAAGACUUUCUAUCUGAUCAACUUGUCCCUCGAAAUCUUGAGAGUUUAAUCAUUGAUACUUGUCCUAGUAUGGUAAACGUCGUUUCAUAUUCAGUGUCAUUCCAAAAUUUGAAAGAGUUGUCUGUUGAAAACUGCAAAGGGAUGACUCAUUUGAUAACAUCAUCCAUUGCUAAAAGUUUAGUGCAACUAGAAAGGCUCUUCGUGAUCAAUUGUGAGAUGAUAAAGGAUGUUGUGAAUGUUGAUGAAGAAGAAGAAGCAGAGGAAAAUAUCAUAUUUGAGAACUUGGAAUACUUAAAACUCUCUAUUCUGAAUAGUUUGAGAAGUUUUUGCUAUGGAAAACAUGCACUCAUAUUCCCAUCUUUGAUAGAGUUCGUUGUUGAAGAAUGCCCUCAAAUGGAGAUUUUUUCACCAGGAUCCAUUAUAGCACCAUUUUUGAGGGAAGUUGAAGUGGAAAAUAAAAGAAAGCGGUGGAAAGAUGAUCUUAACACUACUAUUGAACAAUUAUUCAAAGAAAUUCAGUAAUGCAGGCCCAAAAGCAAAGUUUGCAGUAGCCCAACAAAUUGAAACAAAGAAAUCAGGUAGGCUGAAUGAAAAGUGAUUCACCAACCAAGCCCAUUGCAUCCCAAAGAGAAAGGUAACUCCAAAGCUGAGUCUCAGCAUUGUUCUUCUUCGAGUAAACACGAGAGAAAGAGAAAGAGAGCUUCACAGUCAAAGUUUAUAUACCAGAGAAGAAAGAAAGAGAAAGGUUAACAAAGAAAGCAAAGUCCAAUCACGCUAAUUAAAGGCAUGUUAAGCUAAGUCAGAAGUUAAAGAUAAAUUUAUUUCUUUUUGCAUGCAAGUUGAUUUCUUCAUUUCUUCUCCUACUCUCUGUAAUACCAAUUUGGGAUAAAUGGAGAAAUUAAGUUCUGAUUAUCUCUACUGUGAAUCAAAGACUCAAGUUGUUACUUGGGACCAAAACACAUUUUUAAGGGUUUGGAUUUGGGAUUAUCACUGAGGAAUAUCAUCUCUGCUGCUCUGUUUCCCUCAGUCAAGCAAAUAAUUCAAAUUUGAAAUCUCUAAUUUAGGGGUUGAUUGAAGAAAAGAGGGGGUGAUUGAUCAAAGCUCAAAAUCCAAGAAGUUGACUCAAGAGGAAUCCCAACCGUGGCUCAAACUAAGGUACAAAAGGAAAAUUGGAAUCUGUUUUGAAAAGAGAGGAGAGAGAACCCGAAUUGAGAGAAGAAAGAAACCUCACUCUUGAGUUUGAAGUUUUGAAAGCAUUGCACCUACACUAAAGAGAGCACUCCGCUAAGAUAAAGAACAAAGUUGAGUUCAGAUGCUGGGUUUAGUGCAUAGAGUUAAAGCUGUGAUUCAUCAAUCUCUUUCAUGUAUUACUGUUUUGUAUUUCAGUUUCAGUGUAUAUCUUUCUUAGUUUUCUUUGUGAGGUAAAAGGAAAGAAAGAGAAGCAUUUAGAAAAAGCCAUAGAAUGAAAAAGGCCGAGAGAUACACUUUUUCAAAUUUCUAUUGGUUGUAUUUUCUGUCUUGUGACAUAUAUCUGAGAGGUAUUCCUUGCUAACUUGGAUAAGCACUUAGUGUGGUAAGUCUAGGUAUUAACAUAGGCAAGUCAAGUUUAUGUUGAAGUUUGUGUGCCCAGAUAGGAUUGAGUUGAGUCUUAGGAAAUUAGUGUAUGUAAUACUUGGAUUAUAGUGAAAAUUUCACCAAUGUUGUGGUGAAAAUUAGUGUAUGUAAUACUUGGAUUAUAGUGUAUGUAAUACUUGUAGGUUGUAUUGCACAAGACAACUGAACCAGGAUAUAUGGCUGUGUCAUCUUCUUCUUUUUCUCUGUUUUAGUUCUGUUUUCUGGUUUU
Molecule: messenger RNA, 9737 nt
Organism: Arachis ipaensis
Lineage: Eukaryota; Viridiplantae; Streptophyta; Magnoliopsida; Fabales; Fabaceae
Source: RefSeq, a predicted model, not a curated record